This is a messenger RNA of Hyaloscypha bicolor E, 2158 nucleotides long. Its product is annotated as HET-domain-containing protein. The record is from RefSeq and is a predicted model, not a curated record. The transcript has a single exon. The coding region runs from base 1 to 2139 and encodes 712 amino acids. NCBI's taxonomy places the organism in Eukaryota, Fungi, Ascomycota, Leotiomycetes, Helotiales, Hyaloscyphaceae.
AUGUCGCCUGUGACCACGAGACUUCGAUCCUCUUCAGAUCUUUAUUCCCCUCUAGAAGAGGCAAUAGACGAAAUUCGACUUAUUGCAAUUGAGGCAUCGCGUCCCGACGGCCCAGUACAAUGCAGGCUCCACAGGGUCUCGUUGAAAGACACUCGAGAAGAGUACUCACGCUUCAUCAAGUCGGCGGGCGAGGCUGGGAAGUCAGCACGUCAGAUUGUUGUCCACUGGGCUCAAUCCUGUGGCGCGGAGUAUAAAAAUCAACCCAACAGCGUCGACCAAUCGACAGCGUCCAAGCCGUCGCCUACUUCCUGCCGUUUCAACUGGGGUGACUUCGCCGCGCUUUCCUAUGUCUGGGGGAACGAACUAGAUCGACGAAACAUCUUAGUGAAUGGAAUCGUGCUCUCGGUCACAGCAAACCUGGAAGUUGCCCUCCGCGCGUUAGCAGCAAAUAACGAAUUCCAAGGUUACUACAAGAUCUGGAUCGACGCCAUUUGCAUUAACCAAAUUGAUGAGGUCGAGCGCGCAAGCCAGGUCAGUAAGAUGAGAGAAAUAUACAACGGUAGCUGGACAGUCAUUUCCUGGCUUGGAAAAAUGGAUCGACGGGGAGAUAUGGGGAAAGCCUUCCGAUUUCUACGUAACAUGGCUUCACUAACCCUGGAGGAACAAGAUCUUGCUCGAGUUAUGACCCAAAGGCCGGGCUUCAUUGAAGAUAGCUCCUUCUUUGCACUGCACGAAAUGAUGACUCGACCGUAUUGGUCGCGACUCUGGGUCAUACAGGAAGUCAUCAUGGGUGCCUCAUCAACCGUUCUGCGUUGUGGGGUCGAUUGGCUAGACUGGAAUACUUUCUGUGCAGGAAUUGCGGUCCUUUACAAUGGAAAUAAUUGGAACCUCAAGGAUGUUAUGCUAUUUCAAGAAUCUGAAAAGAGGGGACUUCAUCGCGACUGUGCUUGGCAUACUUUGAGCCUCCAUCUUGUUCACCAAGACCUCCGCCCCCUUAGCCGAUACGAGGACCAGGGAGGAGAGAGAUUGGGCUUCCGCCGGCUGUUGGAAAUUGCUAGCUCUACUGCUUGCCGGGACGUCUGUGAUAAAGUGUUUGCUUUGAUUGGGAUGAUGGAGCCAGGUAUUGCAAACGAAGUGGUUCGGAAUUACGGUUUAGGUUCCCCACGACUAUUUGCAGCAGUUACGAAAGCAUUCAUUCUCCAUUACAAUAGCCUGGAGCCCCUGCGGCAGGGAAAUCCAUGGGGAGAGUGGGAGGCACCAACAUGGGCAGCAGAUUGGACUUGGCAAGGUCGUAUUCGUUGGUCACGCCCCGAGUCGGACUUCGCGGGUCCACUGUGCAAUUCUCUCGAUCCGAAUCCGAAACCCGAUGCUAUAUACAAUGCCCACGGUGGUAUGCCCGCACGUUAUUCGAUCGUGGGCAACGAUACGAUAUUGCAAUGUGAUGGUUUCGUGCUUGACGAGGUUGCUGGACUUGGUGCGCCUGAGAAGGGAUAUUUUGCCUGGGCUGAAGGAAGGCUGAUACAAUGCUUGACGUGGCGAAGCUCAUAUGGGGAUGAGGAAGCGACAGCGAGCGCCUUGUACAAGGCUCUGCUCGGUGGCAGGAUUUUAAAGGGAAGGAGGGCCAAGGACCGACAUUCAUCGAUCUUGAGCCUCCCAUCCACCUUUGCGGGUGCCGGCCCUCAGUUCAAACGCCGAGGGUGGAAUUGGCUCGCGGAUCAACAGGGUUAUUAUUUCAAAUGGGAAAAAUGGCGAUAUGCAAAUGAUGGUUUAAUGCUCGGCACAAGGACAUUGGGGAGCUACUUCACGGAUGUUAUCCCGGAAGGUGCCGAGGAGGUGACUUAUAUGGAGGUUUACUCGACUGUGUGUAGGAUGGUCAUGGAGCGGCGCUUUAUGCUUACUACGAAGGGCCACUUUGGCUGGGCACCGGAUAAUGCUUAUGAUUAUCGCGAGGUGAACCAAGCCAGGGUUGGCGACCUGAUCGCUAUCAUCUAUGGAUGCAGUACGCCACUGGUCAUUCGGCCGUGUGGAGGCCAAUUCCAAAUCGUUGGUGAGGCAUACGUGGAAGGGUUUAUGGAUGGUGAAGCCGUGGGCCAUCUGCAUAGCAGUGACUUCCAGAUAAAGACAUUCUCCUUCUGUUGAUAUAUAAUAACCAAACGAG